CACGUAGUGUUUACAGUCUUGAAAAUUAUUCCUUUGGCUCUAUGGAACAGCCUUAUUGACAUUGCUGAUGCACAUGCAAUGUUUUGAUUAUAAUAAACUAUAGAUAACGAAUAUUAAUUGGGUCCGGGACAUACCUAGAUCAAACAUUAGCCUCAGUGGGUAAACAUGAUCCUGAGUGUAUUGAAACGGUCACCUUCUCUCAUUAUACAAGAUGAUGAAGAAAACGAUCUCAUGGAAAACACACCUGCGGCAGAUUUUGAAACGGCAGUGCAUUUCGCAAAAAACGGAAGGUUUCAGAAAUUAUUGUUAGCAGUAUGCGGAACAGUCUACGCUACAUGUGCCAUCAGUACUACAACUUUGUCUUUCGUUUUGCCAUCAGCAGAGUGUGAUUUCAACUUAUCUUCAAUGGACAAAGGAAAACUAUCAGCAACUCCUCUAAUCGGAAUGGUACUGGGCUGUGCCGUUUGGGGUGCCAUUGCAGACAGCAGAGGUAGAAAACUGGCGCUGAUCCUCUCUCUUCUUGUAGACUUCUCAGCAGCAAUUACCUCUUCGCUAGCUAUGAGUUUUCAUUUGUUCCUCAUUUGCAGAUUUUUCAACGGUUUCGGAAUCAUUGGAGCAACUAAUAUUAUUUUCUCGUACUUGGGAGAAUUUUUGUCGGUGAAAAACAGAGACGCAAUGUUGGGCAAACUGGAAAUUUUUUGGAAUUUCGGAAUUGUGAUCUUACCGGAUCUAAAAAUAUUCUAUUUGAAAGUAUUAUUUUCCCAACCGUACUUAAGGUAUUUGGCUAUCACUAGUUUUGCUGACUUUGGGUUGAUGAUGAGUUAUUACACGUUGAUCAUGUGGUUUCCUGAAAUCUUCAGCAGAUUUUAUGAAUUUGAAGUCCAGCACCCCAACCUCACUGCUGGGAUUGUGGAAGUGUUCCAAAACAACGCAACUAGGAACAACAUAUUUUUCAGCUUCCUCCCCUGUGAUCCUUCUAUCGAUUUCAGAGUAUUUCUCGAUACGUUCAUCAUAGGAUUGAGCUGCAUUCCUACUUCAGUAUCGUUGAGUUAUUUCAUGAAGAAGGUUGGCAAAAUAUCUGUACUAGUAUUCUGUCUGAUGACGUCUGGUCUAGCAACGUUGUCACUAAUUUGGGUACGCAGCACUUGGCAAACGUUGGUACUGUCUUGUUUCUUUGAAGCACUCACUAGUAUUCUUGAAUCAGUCCUUUUUUGUGUUGUGGUGGAUCUAUUUCCAACUAAUCUGAGGGCUAUAGCGUUGGCCAUUACUGCAAUGUCUGGGAGACUAGGAGCAAUUUUGGGAAACAUAAUAUUUGGGAUUCUCAUCGAUAUCAACUGUUUGAUUCCUAUAUAUCUCUUUGGACUUUUGUUGUUUGCUAGCGGCUUGCUUUGUCUUGCUAUUCCUCGUACGGAAAAUUACAUUGUUAUACAUUGAGGAUGACAGAAGAAUGAAGGGCUUUGAAAUAAACGCAAAGGAACUGUUACAGCCGUGACAAUAUGUUAGAAAAAGAAAACGAAGAUGCUGAGCUUAUGACACUGCAGCCAGAUGGUUGAAUGUACUGACGACUUACUUCUCUCUCUCUCUUUCUCUCGCUAGAAAAUUUGAGAGUGUGUUUAUGGUGAAGAUUUCAAGAACUCGUUUUCGGAUUAGUUGUAAACCCCUAAAAGAGUACAAAUAGUUAAAUAUUGUAUAAAAUUCAAUGCAAGAAAUAUAUAUACUCUU
This is a messenger RNA of Leptinotarsa decemlineata (Colorado potato beetle), 1722 nucleotides long. Its product is annotated as synaptic vesicle glycoprotein 2B. Lineage: Eukaryota; Metazoa; Arthropoda; Insecta; Coleoptera; Chrysomelidae. Gene Ontology annotation, molecular function: transmembrane transporter activity. The record is from RefSeq and is a predicted model, not a curated record. Gene Ontology annotation, cellular component: membrane. Gene Ontology annotation, biological process: transmembrane transport.